Molecule: messenger RNA, 2104 nt
Organism: Dipodomys spectabilis (banner-tailed kangaroo rat)
Lineage: Eukaryota; Metazoa; Chordata; Mammalia; Rodentia; Heteromyidae
Gene: Mrpl44
Product: mitochondrial ribosomal protein L44
Exons: 5
Coding region: 41-1186 (381 amino acids)
Biological process (GO): regulation of gene expression; rRNA processing; primary miRNA processing
Cellular component (GO): nucleus
Molecular function (GO): double-stranded RNA binding; ribonuclease III activity
Source: RefSeq, a predicted model, not a curated record
GGCUGGUUUCCUUCCGCCCUUCAGUGCGUCUUUCCCUGCUAUGGCGUCCUCCCUGGUGAGGUUACUCGGGCAGGGGCCUCGUUGCCUCGUGGCUCCGGCCGCCCCCACGUUCCUUCCGCUGGUCCGGGGAGUGAAGGACUUCCGCAUCGCCUUCCGCUUCCAGAAGGAGUUGGAGCGGCGGCGCCUCCUGCGCAGCCCGCCGCCGCCGGUGCGCCGUUCAGAGAAACCCAACUGGGAUUACCAUGCUGAAAUCCAAGCUUUUGGACACCGCUUACAGGAAACCUUUUCCAUAGAUCUCCUCAAAACUGCAUUUGUGAACAGCUGCUAUAUCGAAAGUGAAGAGGCAAGACGGCAGAAACUUGGGCUUGAGAGAGAAGCUGUUCUCCUGAAUCUUAAAGAUAACCAAGAACUAUGUGAACAAGGCCUAUCAUUUUCACAAACCUGCCUCACACAAUUUCUUGAAAACGAAUUCCCAGACUUGCCUGCUGAAGGCAUCAAGAGUCUAGUUGACUUUCUUACUGGGGAGGAAGUUGUGUGUCAUGUGGCAAGGAACCUGGCUGUGGAGCAGUUAACCCUGAGUGCAGAUUUUCCAGUCCCUCCACUCGUAUUGCAACGGACUUUCUUUGCAGUAAUUGGAGCCCUGCUCCAGAGCAGUGGACCUGAGAGGACUGCACUUUUCCUCAGGGACUUCCUAAUUACUCAGAUGACUGGAAAGGAGCUCUUCGAAAUGUGGAGGAUAAUAAAUCCCAUGGGACUGCUGGUGGAAGAGCUGAAGAAGAGAAAAAUGUCUGCUCCAGAGUCUAGACUCACCCGGCAGUCAGGAAGCACCACAGCUUUGCCGUUGUAUUUUGUUGGCUUGUUCUGUGACAAGAAGUUGCUUGCAGAAGGGCCUGGGGAGACAGUGCUGAUUGCAGAAGAAGAAGCUGCUCGUGUGGCACUUAGAAAACUCUAUGGGUUCACGGAGAAUAGAAGGCCCUGGGACUACUCCAUGCCCAAAGAGAACUGGAGAGCAGGGCAGAGCCACAGCCAGCCGGGCAGCUGGGUGUGGCGCCCUGGGACUACUCCAUGCCCAAAGAGAACUGGAGAGCAGAGCGGAGCCACAGCCAGCCAGGCAGCUGGGUGUGGCGCCCUGGGCCACUAUGAAGAUGAAGGACCUGUAAAAACCCUUUCCUGCCACACUGGUUGAUCCUUCCUUUUUCUUUCUAAACAUGAAACAGCUUGGAGAUCCAGGAAGAAGAACUUCUGGGAGAAGGUUAGGACUUUUCCUCCGCUGAGGCCACGCACUGGGAGGGAAGAAGAGAAGGCUCACAUUGGAUGAGCUUUUACAUAGGACUUUCAGAACCCAGAGGUGCACAGUCUCAUGCUCUAGAAAUAGCACAUUUGUGUCUUUGGCCUGAAAAGCAAGGCAGAGGCCACCUAGCAGAGUUCACUGCUUUGGGGUGGGCCAGGCACCCCCACAGUGACUGAGCAAGGACCAAGCUGGGGGACAAAGCCUUGAUCUCAUUCAGUUGCUCACCCAGCCAAAAAUCACUAUUAAAUUCAAGAGUGGAGAUGUAAGGCCAUCCAUGAACAUUUCCAGCUGGGAAAGCCUAAUGGAAGCAGCAGGAAGUGGGCCUGAAGCAACAAGUGAUUACAAAAACCAAGGAGCUUAUUGACCACACAACUUCCACACAAGAUGUGGGGAAAGCUGAUUCCUACCCCUGAUUAAUGGCUUAUGUUCACCUCAAGUCUCCACAGCUCUGGCUUCUUGAAGAUAAGCAAGAGCCUGCCUGCCUGCCUGGGACAAAAUAGUUUAUUUUGGGGACUAUAAAGAACACAUCAUAUGCAAGCUAAGAUAGGGGAAUAAUGUACUUUAUAGAUUUAUGCUAGUGUAAGGAACUUCCAGACAGUUGGGUUUAGCGAGUUCAGUGAUCCUGCCCAUCGUCCAGACAUAGCCCAACCUGCUGGCAAACCAGAGCUACACUUGAGACCUGCUAGAUUGGGACUUGAGACCUGUGUGACAGGAUGUAUAGCUGUCACUGGAAAAGAUGGGGCUGCUUUUGGAUGGGGAAAAUUUGAGAAGUAUAGUUGGUUGAAUUAGGUUUAAUAAAACUUAAUUACCAUU